This is a messenger RNA of Maylandia zebra (zebra mbuna), 490 nucleotides long. The record is from RefSeq and is a predicted model, not a curated record. NCBI's taxonomy places the organism in Eukaryota, Metazoa, Chordata, Actinopteri, Cichliformes, Cichlidae.
AUGCCCAAUGGCCAGUCCAGACAUUUUGGAUGCGUAACCGUCCCCAUCUCUCCUCCGCAGCGGCUGGCCUCGGUCGGCCUGGACGCCAAGAACACGGUGUGUAUCUGGGAGUGGAAGAGAGGGAAGAUCCUGGCCACGGCCACGGGACACUCGGACAGGAUCUUUGACAUCUGCUGGGAUCCGUUUCAGCAAAGCCGCCUGGUGAGCUGCGGCGUGAAGCACAUCAAGGCGCAGCUCCAAAACCGUAUGUCACAAUACUUAAAGAAAAGGGGCUGCUGCAGUGUCAAGUUCCAGGUGCUUCUCCUAAACCUACAGUUGAGUGGUGGGACAGUGACAACAAAACACUUCCUUUUAAGACGGUGCAGGAUGAAGAACAACAAGGUCGCUUCCACGUCACCGUCCAGACUACUGUAACUGAGCCUGGCUGUUAUCACUGUGUAGCCACACAGAUGGAAAAAUGGCAUCGGAUUUCUUCAGAGAUCUGUGUGCA